Molecule: messenger RNA, 1605 nt
Organism: Colletotrichum orchidophilum
Lineage: Eukaryota; Fungi; Ascomycota; Sordariomycetes; Glomerellales; Glomerellaceae
Exons: 1
Coding region: 1-1605 (534 amino acids)
Cellular component (GO): membrane
Source: RefSeq, a predicted model, not a curated record
AUGCCUCCCAGACUCAACACAGGGCCGGACGGAACCCUCAACCUCCCCCAUUUGCGACACGACCAUUCUCAUAACCCUCCUUUGAGCGCAACCACAUGCGAUUCCAACAUUUCAGAUUACAUCGGUAGUGGUACCAGUAGCCCUGGAGUGAGCCCUGGGCUCGACCAGCGCCUGGCCGAAUUUGAUGCAUUGCGAUCCGGCGACGACGACUACUUCAAAAACGACUACGACGACCAAGACGACGACAUGGACAGCCAACGACCCCCCCUCCUCCGAAACCACAAUUCCCGCUCAGGACAACCUCUUCUGAACGCAAAGGACGACGAAGAUGAAGACCACCGUGGCAGGAGCUAUUCAACUCGCUCCCGAGGAGCCAGCCCCUUGCUGACCCCGAGUCGACCGGCUUUCUCUCGCGGAUCGACCAUGCGAGCCCACUCUCCCUCGACCAUCACAGCCAACGCGCGGAGGAAAUAUAUCUACGCGGCGUUCUUCCUCGUUCUCAGUCUGUUCUCCUUUGUUGUCCAGACCGAGCUGUCAGCCUACAUCCAACAGGAACUGCACUGGGACAAGGCCUACUGCAUGCUCUACCUGACCCACGGCUCCUGGGCGAUGCUCUGGCCAAUCCAGUUACUGAUCCUGCGAAUCAAUAAGCGCAAAGUUGCAUGGCCAUCCUUUUGGCGAAGACACACCGAGUUGCUUCACACCACCGCCAUAAUGGUCCAGAGACAGGACCUCGACUACGCUCGACCAAGCCCACAGCCCCGCGUAUCCCCAUGGACCUACAUCAUCAAGACCACCGCCUUCAUAACUACUGCGUUGACAAUCGGUGGCCUGAGCUGGUACGUCGCUGUCAAUUUGACGACGCCCUCGGAUUUGACGGCCAUCUACAACUGUUCGGCUUUCUUCGCCUACGUCUUUUCUGUUCCGCUGCUCAAGGAGCCUCUGCGCCUGGACAAGUCUCUUGCCGUUAUCGUGGCCAUUGCUGGUGUCUUGAUCGUUGCGUACGGUGAUACUAGCCCGGGCGAGGACGAUGCCGCUCACCAGCAAGAGGCCGGCAACCGCCUCACGGGCAAUCUGAUCAUUGGCGUUGGUUCCGUCCUGUACGGCCUUUACGAGGUGCUCUACAAGCGAUAUGCCUGCCCGCCUGAAGGCUGUACUCCUAACCGCGGCAUGAUUUUCGCUAACACGAUCGGUUCUUGCAUCGGUGUCUUCACGCUUACGGUGCUAUGGAUUCCGCUUCCCAUUCUGCACUGGACUGGUGUCGAGACGUUUGACCUGCCGACUGGCUACACGGCUUGGAUGCUUCUCUGCAGUGUCAUUAUGAAUGCGACUUUUGCCGGCAGUUUUCUAGUCUUGAUCAGUCUGACUAGCCCUGUCUUGUCCAGCGUUGCAAGUCUGUUGACGAUUUUCAUCGUUGCUAUUACGGACUGGCUGCGGACUGGCGAGCCGCUCAGCGCUGCAGCUCUCAUCGGCGGUGUCAUGAUCAUGAUCGCAUUUGGCAUGUUGAGCUGGAGUACAUGGCGAGAGAUGACCGAGGCUGAAGCCACCAAGGCAGUCGACCUCACCGAUAGCGGCGAUGAUAGCGACAGGGAGCGCGAGGACUAG